This is a messenger RNA of Cucurbita pepo subsp. pepo (vegetable marrow), 611 nucleotides long. The record is from RefSeq and is a predicted model, not a curated record. NCBI's taxonomy places the organism in Eukaryota, Viridiplantae, Streptophyta, Magnoliopsida, Cucurbitales, Cucurbitaceae.
AAAAAAAAUUAAAUUAAAUUAAAUAUCCGAGGGUAUGAGAGGCAUUUCACCCUCCUCGCCGGUGAGUUCGCCGGUCUCGCAGCGGGUACCAUGGCACUCGCCGGUGCCGUACCUGUUCGGAGGGCUGGCGGCGAUGCUGGGUCUAAUAGCGUUUGCGCUGCUGAUUCUGGCGUGCUCGUACUGGAAACUGGCGGUGCAAUCGGAGGAAAGAGAUUUAGAGAGCGGAAAUAGAGACAAUAAUAAUGCGGAGAAGGAGGAGGAGAAAAUUAAGGAGGAAGAAGCGAAGGUUUACGAAGAGAAGAUAUUGGUGAUUAUGGCCGGAGACCGGAAUCCGAGUUUCUUGGCGACGCCGGUAACGCCGAAACUUUCCUCAUUUUCCGGCCACUCUAAUGCUUCCUCCGGUAAGCUUCAUAGCCUUCAAAAUGGAAAUUGUGAGAAAGUUAAGGAAAUGGGUUGCCGUGAAGAACAUGAAGAAGCUGAGUGAACAACUCCAAAUUAUAUUAUUAUUAUUAUUAUUUUAAUGCAAAAAUUUCCAAUUUUGGGUGUGGAGUUUUGCUUAUUUGGAUGUAAAUUCUAGAGAGAGAAAGUGAUAAAGUUUUGAUGAAUUUUAA